GAGGCGGCGGCGGCGGUGGAGGCGACCACUUCUCAGCCGAACAACAACAACAACCUACGGUAGCAGCAGCAGCUUGUAAUACAACAACAACAACCACAACAACAACAACAACCACAACAACCGUCGGAGCAGCAGCUGCGCCAUGGAAGCCUUCAGGGUUGCGGGGCGAGCCAUCGUCAGAAGCCCCAGCGCGGGUAAAAGUUGUGGCCAUAAGAAGCUGCCCGAGAACUGGACGGACACGAAGGAGACGCUGCUGGAGGGGAUGUCCUUCCACCUCAAGGAGCUGGGCUCCACCCUCGUGGACGCGCCCAAGGGGGAAGAGCUCACGGCACUCGCCGUCAAACGCAUCGUGGCCAUGGCGAAGGCGAGUGGCAGGAAGCUGCGCAAGGUGACGGUGACCGUGUCGCCCAAAGGCCUCGUGCUGCACGACGCGUGCAGCGCCGAGCUGCUGGACAACAUAUCCAUCUACCGCAUCUCGUACUGCACGGCUGACAAGGUGCAUGACAAGGUGUUCGCCUUCAUCGCUCAGAGCGGCCUCGACGACAACCUCGAGUGCUUCGCCUUCCUCUGCACCAAGAAGAAAGUGGCCCAGGCGGUGACGCUGACGGUGGCCCAGGCGUUCCGCGUGGCGUUUGAGUUCUGGCAAGCGGCUAAGGAAGCUAAGGAAGGGGGCGCCCCCCCUCAGCAGAGUGGCGGUGGCGCCACGCGGAGCGGCACGGAGGGGGGGCAGCCCCCCUCGGGGACGCUGCUGCGGGACGUGCUCCACGCCAUGAAGGAGCUGCGCCUGAAGCUGAGGCACCGGGGGAUGGUGGCGCCCCCCACCUCCUCCUCUUUCCUGGAGUUUGCUUCUCCUGCUGCAGCCCCCCGGCCACAGCGACUCCGGAUCCCAGGGCCUAACGCCCGUGGAACUGCCGGCGGCGCCAUCCGCAGGCGGAUCAGGGUGUACGGGACGACCUCCACCCACUUCUUCUCUUCCUCCAUCUUCGUCCCGGGAAGGACCGUGCCCAUUGGGCCAUCCUCGGAUUAUCCCCAGGGUUCCCAGAGGACCCGUGCUGGGCCCAUUUGA
This is a messenger RNA of Lethenteron reissneri (Far Eastern brook lamprey), 1066 nucleotides long. RefSeq names its product low density lipoprotein receptor adapter protein 1-B-like. NCBI's taxonomy places the organism in Eukaryota, Metazoa, Chordata, Hyperoartia, Petromyzontiformes, Petromyzontidae. The record is from RefSeq and is a predicted model, not a curated record.